AUAACCCCACAGCCUCUCUCCUUCAAUCUCUCAUCAUCACCAUCUUCUCCCUUUCUCCUUCUGAUUUCCCUCUAAUUUUCUUAUAACCAUAUAUUAAUUUUUAAGCAAAAUAUGUGCAGCUCUAAGGCUAAGGUGACCAUCGGUGUAGAGAUAACUCCGGCAGUGGCCAAGAUCAAUGGCCGGCCGGUCCUUCAACCUACAUGUAAUCGUGUUCCUACCCCUGAAAGGCGUAAUUCCCUUAAGAAAAUCUUACCUAAGCCUCCACCUACUCCUCCUCCUCCACCACCACCACCACCGUCAACUUUUCCUAGUAUUGCUCCUAUAUCUCCAAAGUCUAAAUCACCGAGACCAACAGCUAUCAAGAGAGGAAUUGAUCCUAACUGCUUGAAUUCAAGUUCUGAGAAGGUUGUGAUUCCAAGAAACACCCCAAAAGCUCCAGGCUUAGAGAGGAAGAAAUCUAAAAGUUUUAAAGAAAGCAGUGUUGGGAUUGGAAUACUUUCUUCUUCUUCAUCUGCAGAAGCAUCAUUAAGUUAUUCUUCUUUGUUAAUCGUUGAGGCACCAGGAAGUAUUGCUGCGGUGAGAAGAGAACAAAUGGCUCUUCAACAUGCACAAAGAAAGAUGAGAAUUGCUCAUUAUGGAAGAUCAAAGUCUGCCAAGUUUGAAUCCAACGUUGUUCCUAUAGAUUCUUCAACCACUAAGCCUGAUGAAGAGGAGAAGAGAUGCAGUUUUAUCACACCAAAUUCUGAUCCCAUCUAUGUUGCUUACCAUGAUCAAGAAUGGGGAGUUCCUGUCCAUGAUGAUAAGUUGUUGUUUGAAUUGCUAGUCCUGAGUAGUGCUCAGGUGGGUUCAGAUUGGACUUCAAUCUUGAAGAAACGUCAAGACUUCCGAGAUGCGUUUUCAGGGUUUGAUGCAGAAACUGUGUCCAAUAUUUCUGAAAAACAAAUGACGUCAAUCAGUAUAGAAUAUGGAAUUGAUAUAAGCAGGGUUCGAGGAGUUGUUGACAACUCUAACAGAAUUCUUGAGAUAAGAAAGGAGUUUGGAUCCUUUGAGAAAUACAUAUGGGCAUUUGUGAACAACAAGCCAAUCCCAACCCAGUACAAAUUUGGACACAAGAUUCCAGUCAAGACUUCAAAAUCAGAGAGUAUUAGCAAAGACAUGGUGAGAAGGGGGUUUAGGUUCGCGGGUCCAACCGUGGUUCACUCAUUCAUGCAAGCAGCUGGCUUGACCAAUGACCACUUAAUUACUUGCCACAGGCACGUUAUUGGAUGCGCUGCAGCCCACCGGCUCAGCCAAACACAACCUAUGGAAAAUCAGAGCUGACAAAGCAUAAAUGGAGCAAUAACAAAGUCUAACUUGGAAUUGUUUUUCUUGUGCAUAAUUAUAGAUUUAGGUAAAGGGUGAAAAGGGUUGUGACUUGCGAGUUUUUUUUUCUUUUUUUUAUAAAAAAAAUUAGUAAAAUGCAUUCCUUCUUAGGAUUAGAGAGAGCUUACAAAUUAUUUGAUAUUUACGAAUUACGUGUCACUCUCUUAUAAAAAAACUCUAAUAACAAUCGAUAGAAUUCAAAUUCAAGAUGAAGUGUAUCAAAAAAAAUUGAAUAAUUAACAACUGAAUCCAUCCUUUACCAAUAUAUAUAUAUAUAUAUAUAUAUAUAUAAUGAGUGUUUUGAGUGUGGUGACAUAGAGUAGAGAGAAGAAAGAAAGAAAGAAAGGUUGGCAUAUAGUGCUGUGGUGGAGGAGACAGGCAACAUGUGCAAUUCAGAGGCAAUGGCAUGUGUGGUGUCAGCCGCCUUUUAUUCCAUGUGACCUAUCACACUUGCAUUAUUUGGGUUUUUAUUUUAUUUGUUUAACAGGGUGUGUGAGAUCCUUGAGAGCUUGGAGAGGAGGGUGGGAGUGGAACCACAUGUCCCUCUCUCUCAGUUUGAGUUGUAAUUCUGUUGUACUUUUUCUAACAAAUUAUUGGGGAAUAUUAUACCUCAAAUGGCUAAAUGUAUCUUGGAUUUGGUGUGAA
Molecule: messenger RNA, 2007 nt
Organism: Hevea brasiliensis (rubber tree)
Lineage: Eukaryota; Viridiplantae; Streptophyta; Magnoliopsida; Malpighiales; Euphorbiaceae
Exons: 5
Coding region: 112-1320 (402 amino acids)
Biological process (GO): base-excision repair
Molecular function (GO): DNA-3-methyladenine glycosylase activity
Source: RefSeq, a predicted model, not a curated record